Messenger RNA from Funneliformis mosseae, 162 nucleotides. Lineage: Eukaryota; Fungi; Glomeromycota; Glomeromycetes; Glomerales; Glomeraceae. The record is from the annotation of a GenBank genome assembly.
AGUAGAAGAUGUUCGUGAUGAUGAUGUAGAUUGCAAAGGAGAAGGAGUUGUUAUUGUUCGUAAUAAUAGUGUAGGAUAUUAUAAAGGAGAAGGAGUCAUUGUUGUUCGUGAUGAUGGUGUAGGUUAUGAAGGAGAAGGGUCAUUGUUGUUCGUGAUGAUGGU